AUGAUGGCAGGAGACCAGUCCCAGUCUGACCUGGACUCUAGACCUGAGGACCAGUCCCAGUCUGACUCUAGACCUGAGGACCAGUCCAGUCUGACCUGGACUCUAGACCUGAGGACCAGUCCCAGUCUGACUCUAGACCUGAGGACCAGUCCCAGUCUGACCUGGACUCUAGACCUGAGGACCAGUCCCAGUCUGACUCUAGACCUGAGGACCAGUCCCAGUCUGACCUGGACUCUAGACCUGAGGACCAGUCCCAGUCUGACUCUAGACCUGAGGACCAGUCCCAGUCUGACCUGGACUCUAGACCUGAGGACCAGUCCCAGUCUGACUCUAGACCUGAGGACCAGUCCCAGUCUGACCUGGACUCUAGACCUGAGGACCAGUCCCAGUCUGACGCUAGACCUGAGGACCAGUCCCAGUCUGACCUGGACUCUAGACCUGAGGACCAGUCCCAGUCUGACGCUAGACCUGAGGACCAGUCCCAGUCUGACGCUAGACCUGAGGACCAGUCCCAGUCUGACUCUAGACCUGAGGACCAGUCCCAGUCGGACUCUAGACCUGAGGACCAGUCCUAGUCUGACUCUAGACCUGAGGACCAUUCCCAGUCUGACCUGGACUCUAGACCUGAGGACCAGUCCCAGUCUGACCAGGACUCUAGACCUGAGGACCAGUUCCAGUCUGACCUGGACUCUAGACCUGAGGACCAGUCCCGGUCUGACCUGGACUCUAGACCUGAGGACCAGUCCCAGUCUGACCAGGACUCUAGACCUGAGGACCAGUCCCAGUCUGACCUGGACUCUAGACCUGAGGACCAGUCCCAGUCUGACUCUAGACCUGAGGACCAGUCCCAGUCUGACUCUAGACCUGAGGACCAGUCCCACCCAGUCUGACUCUAGACCUGAGGACCAGUCCCAGUCUGACCUGGACUCUAGACCUGAGGACCAGGCCCAGUCUGACUCUAGACCUGAGGACCAGUCCCAGUCUGACUCUAGACCUGAGGACCAGUCCCAGUCUGACUCUAGACCUGAGGACCAGUCCCAGUCUGACUCUAGACCUGAGGACCAGCCCAGUCUGACUCUAGACCUGAGGACCAGUCCCAGUCUGACUCUAGACCUGAGGACCAGUCUGACCUGGACUCUAGACCUGAGGACCAGUCCCAGUCUGACCUGGACUCUAGACCUGAGGACCAGGCCCAGUCUGACUCUAGACCUGAGGACCAGUCCCAGUCUGACCUGGACUCUAGACCUGAGGACCAGUCCCAGUCUGACUCUAGACCUGAGGACCAGUCCCAGUCUGACCUGGACUCUAGACCUGAGGACCAGUCCCAGUCUGACUCUAGACCUGACGACCAGUCCCAGUCUGACCUGGACGCUAGACCUGAGGACCAGUCCCAGUCUGACCUGGACUCUAGACCUGAGGACCAGUCCCAGUCUGACCUGGACUCUAGACCUGAGGACCAGUCCCAGUCUGACCUGGACUCUAGACCUGAGGACCAGUCCCAGUCUGACCUGGACUCUAGACCUGAGGACCAGUCCCAGUCUGACUCUAGACCUGAGGACCAGUCCCAGUCUGACUCUAGACCUGAGGACCAGUCCCAGUCUGACUCUAGACCUGAGAACCAGUCCCAGUCUGACUCUAGACCUGAGGACCAGUCCCAGUCUGACUCUAGACCUGAGGACCAGUCCCAGUCUGACUCUAGACCUGAGGACCAGUCCCAGUCUGACUCUAGACCUGAGGACCAGUCCCAGUCUGACUCUAGACCUGAGGACCAGUCCCAGUCUGACGCUAGACCUGAGGACCAGUGCCAGUCUAGACCUGGACUCUAGACCUGAGGACCAGUCCCAGUCUGACCUGGACUCUAGACCUGAGGACCAGUCCCAGUCUGACCUGGACUCUAGACCUGAGGACCAGUCCCAGUCUGACUCUAGACCUGAGGACCAGUCCCAGUCUGACUCUAGACCUGAGGACCAGUCCCAGUCUGACUCUAGACCUGAGGACCAGUCCCAGUCUGACUCUAGACCUGAGAACCAGUCCCAGUCUGACUCUAGACCUGAGGACCAGUCCCAGUCUGACUCUAGACCUGAGGACCAGUCCCAGUCUGACUCUAGACCUGAGGACCAGUCCCAGUCUGACUCUAGACCUGAGGACCAGUCCCAGUCUGACUCUAGACCUGAGGACCAGUCCCAGUCUGACUCUAGACCUGAGGACCAGUCCCAACCUGAGGACCAGUCCCAGUCUGACUCUAGACCUGAGGACCAGUCCCAGUCUGACCUGGACUCUAGACCUGAGGACCAGUCCCAGUCUGACCUGGACUCUAGACCUGAGGACCAGUCCCAGUCUGACUCUAGACCUGAGGACCAGUCCCAGUCUGACCUGGACUCUAGACCUGAGGACCAGUCCCAGUCUGACUCUAGACCUGAGGACCAGUCCCAGUCUGACCUGGACGCUAGACCUGAGGACCAGUCCCAGUCUGACUCUAGACCGAGGACCAGUCCCAGUCUGACCUGGACUCUAGACCUGAGGACCAGUCCCAGUCUGACUCUAGACCUGAGGACCAGUCCCAGUCUGACCUGGACUCUAGACCUGAGGACCAGUCCCAGUCUGACUCUAGACCUGAGUACCAGUCCCAGUCUGACUCUAGACCUGAGGACCAGUCCCAGUCUGACCUGGACUCUAGACCUGAGGACCAGUCCCAGUCUGACUCUAGACCUGAGGACCAGUCCCAGUCUGACUCUAGACCUGAGGACCAGUCCCAGUCUGACUCUAGACCUGAGGACCAGUCCCAGUCUGACCUGGACCUGA
This is a messenger RNA of Knipowitschia caucasica, 2802 nucleotides long. The record is from the annotation of a GenBank genome assembly. Lineage: Eukaryota; Metazoa; Chordata; Actinopteri; Gobiiformes; Gobiidae.